Drosophila eugracilis is the source of this 1200-nucleotide messenger RNA. RefSeq lists its product as uncharacterized. Gene Ontology annotation, biological process: DNA integration. The coding region runs from base 1 to 1200 and encodes 399 amino acids. Gene Ontology annotation, molecular function: nucleic acid binding. The transcript is spliced from 2 exons. The record is from RefSeq and is a predicted model, not a curated record. Lineage: Eukaryota; Metazoa; Arthropoda; Insecta; Diptera; Drosophilidae.
AUGGUUAAAAAACCGGCCUGCUCCUGGACCGCAUUCGUAGCCAACCGCGUAACCAAAAUCGCUCAAGCUACAAAGAUUGAGAAUUGGUCCCAUGUGCGGCCAGAACACAACUCAGCCGACCUAGCUAGUCGCGGCGUGUCCCUGCAAGAGUUGGGCGAUAGCACCCUAUGGUGGCAUGGCCCCCAAUGGCUACAACUGCCGAAACUUCAAUGGCCAGAAACUUCGGAUCCACACCCAGUCACGGACUUAGAGCAGCGCGCGGUGAAGGUUCAUUUCGUACAGCUCCCCGGUGAUGAUUUCCUUGAACGUUUCUCCAGACUGGACAAGGCCUUACGAGUCGUAGCUUACGUCCAAAGGUUCCUAAAUCGCUGUCGUAAGGCUCCGGCCAUCCAUUUGGAAGCCACCUCCGAUCUUACAACUGAAAAGUAUCUAGCAACGUUUGCUCGUUUUGUUGCUAGAAGAGGUUGUCCUCAGCGGGUCCAUCCCGACAACGGCAAAACCUUUGUUGGUGCCUCAAGUCUUCUUUCCUGUGACUUUACGCAAGCACUAAUGGAGUCGGUGACUGCAGCGUAUAGCUACCAGGGACUCGUGUGGCGUUUCAUACCCCCAGGAGCUCCUCAUAUAGGAGGCCUGUGGGAGGCAGGAGUAAGGAGUUUUAAAACUCUGUUUUACAAAUCCACGUCCGCUCGCAAGUAUACCUUCAAAAAGCUUUCCGCGCUUUUUGCUAAGAUUGAAGCCUGCCUUAAUUCCAAACCACUUUUUCCAAUAACUGAAGACCCGACAGAAUUGUUGGCACUGACGCCAGGCCAUUUUCUGAUCGGGGGUCCGUUGCUUUCCACGGCGGAGCCUGAAAUCAAAUGCGACGCCAUGUCGAUUAUAAACCGAUGGCAACAUCUCAAGGCCCAGCAUCAACAAUUUAGUUCGCGAUGGAAAGAAGACUAUCUAAAGGAACUCCACAAGCGCAACAAGUGGCUAAGUCCAUCCAGAAACCUAGAAGUGGACGAUAUGGUCGUUAUCAGGGACGAUAACUUGCCAUCAAACGACUGGCGGCUCGGCAGAAUAGUAGCUGCUAUACCAGGAGCUGAUGCUAGAGUCCGCGUCGUGGACAUCCUUACGUCUCGCGGAACAAUUCAACGUCCGAUCCACAAACUGGUUCUCCUUCCUAUGGAAGCUAAGGCAACCGCUAAAACUCCGCAAUAA